This is a messenger RNA of Tremella mesenterica DSM 1558, 1086 nucleotides long. RefSeq lists its product as uncharacterized. Lineage: Eukaryota; Fungi; Basidiomycota; Tremellomycetes; Tremellales; Tremellaceae. The transcript is spliced from 10 exons. The annotation marks the transcript as partial. The record is from RefSeq and is a predicted model, not a curated record.
UAUACACCUUUAUCUCAAAUACCAGCUGGAACAGCAAGACGUGAUGCUCAAAGAUUAACUAAAACUGAAAAAGGGAAAUUACCAAGAGUGACUGCUUAUUGUACUGCUGCUUCUUACAACCUUCCAGCUAUUCAAACAUACCUACAAGCUAGACCUAGUUCAUAUCGUACCCAUCCAAGAAUGUUCGAUACUGAAUGUCUUCAUACACCUUAUCUUCCACCUCCAACAUCUUCAAAUUUACAUCGAUCCCCAGCUCUUAAACCAUCAACCACUACUGUCAUUCCUGAAGGCGAUCUUCUGAAUUUAGGAAGUAACCUAAACAACGGUAUAGAACAAAAGAAGAAAGAUAAACCUUUAGAAAAUAAAAGACAUACGGAUGAUGAUUUUGAAGAAGAAGAAUGGGUUCCGGAUGUUUUCAUGUUUGAAUAUGGGACUGUUGUGAUUUGGGGAAUGACGGAGAAAGAGGAGAAAAAGUUUUUGAGUAGUUUAAAACGUUUCGAGAUCGAACGACUUUCCUCGGAAGAUGUGGAAAUGGAAGAUCUCAAUUUUUAUUAUGCCGACUAUUCCAGAAUUUAUAAUGAUGUAAUCACACUUCGUAAAGGGUCUUCUUACAUGACUAAAUUAUCUCUAUCACACGCUCUCUCACAAUCUGUCAAAAUCUCUUUAUUUGAAGAGUUGAUAAGCUCCACCAUUGAACAAACUAAAGAUAUCCCAAAGAGUUUAUCGGACACGGGAAAGAUCGGGUUACCAAGAAGUGAAAUAAUGAAACAAAUUGGUAAUUUGUUCAUUUUACGAAUCAACAUUAAUCUAGUUGGCUCUAUCUUGGAUUCUCCUGUUAAGCUGAUGAUCAGGUCAUUCCCAGAUCUGGAACCGUUAUACAACGCCGCGAGAUCGUACUUGGAGAUCAGUCAGAGGAUUGAUCUACUCAAUGCGAGAGUUGAUGUGUUACAAGAUAUGUUGAGAUUGUUGAAAGAAAGUGUCAAUAGUUCUCAUGGUGAGAGAUUAGAAGCAAUUGUCAUCAUCCUCAUAGGUGUGGAGAUCGUUUUGGGUAUAGUGACGAUAUUGGUCGAUUUGAGUGGGUCGUAA